Amoebophrya sp. A25 is the source of this 1826-nucleotide messenger RNA. NCBI's taxonomy places the organism in Eukaryota, Dinophyceae, Syndiniales, Amoebophryaceae. The record is from the annotation of a GenBank genome assembly.
CGUGACGUUUAUCAGCGAGCAUAGGCCUGAAGAGAGUGGAACGCGACUAACCGGCGUUUCUUCGCCGGUUGACAACCGUAUUCAGGAGAAAAUGGAGGAUGAGAGAGAAAGACUGCCUCAAGCGCACGAACAUGGAUCAUCAUUGGUGGAGUCAAUGAUCCAAAAACUCGACCCGCACCCACAUCCUCAUCAUUCGACGAGCGCCAUGCCGGAACAAGGCGAUCGUGGGCGUCCAACAUCCGCCGAUCAGGGGAUAUUUGCUAUUCCACUUCAAAUAAUGUCUCCGGCGCACCAGGAGCUUCAGAGAAGUGUUCUUGACAUUCUCGAAAAUGAGUCCUUGGCACAACAGCAAGCAAGAACAGCAGAGGCAGCUGAUGAUUCAUCUCCGACACGCUCGACGAAUAACGCGGCUUCUGUGGAGGUUGGCAUGUCGAAAGCACAGGACGAUGAAAAAGCGUUGAAUCAGCUGCACGAGGCGAGAAGAAAGCAAGAACUGGCAGAGUUGGAGGCUUUACGGUCCAGAGAAAUCGUGUCUAAGCUAAGCAGUUCUGGACGCGAUCUCAAUAGCGAUGACAGCGAAAACACAGAGAAUCAAUUGCUAUCGGAGUCUGGUGUGCAAGUCGUGGAGAACGAGCGAGACUCAAGAGACACAGAAGCAAGGACUUCGAUGAUGGAGCAGACUACCUCGGCUGCUGUGGUAGGACCAGUGAUUCCAGGGGCUACUGACACUAAGAGGAGCCAGGAGUUUGUGGACGGAGUGGAGACGCUAUCGGCACAACAGUCUGCGGGUUCCUUGAAUAGCCAAGAGGAAUUCGAUGCAGUUAAGGCAGUAGCUACGCCGCACAAUGCAGAUUCCCAAGAUGCUUCUGCGGUCGCGCAAGAAACCACAAAUGAAACUUCUGUGGGAACAGCGUGCCAAGAACUCAUGCAAGAGACGCACGACGCUCCUAGUAUCGACGUCGGAUUUCCACCUCUGUUGGUGAAGCGCGAGAUCCCUGUGGAACGCGGCUCAAUGUCUGAGACCAGUGUUCCAAGAAUGCAAGAUAUAGGGGCGGAGACGCCAGAUUAUGUAACACAGCGACUCGAUGCUGAGCCUCAGAAAGUGGCGCACGAGGAGCAGAGCAAUGACAGAACUGCAACUGGUCCUGUUCCUGGUACUGUGGCUCACAUUGGUCUGAGCUCCGCUGCCGGGCCAGGCGCAGAUCCAGCGGCAGUCGAAAAGAGAAGUUCACAAUCCGGGACAUCGAUUGCCUCUAGAGGCGACCGGAAAGCUGCGGAGAAGGUAGCGUCGACUGAUGUCGCGGCAGUGAGACGGUCCGCGUCGAAAGGGCAACGGGCAAGAAGCCGUACUUUGGGCAGCGAGUUUGUUGACGAGGAAGAGGAGGAGCAGCCGUCUGCUUCACAAUUGUCGGUUUAUGAUUCUUCGCCGAUAGAAGAAUCGAGCGGUACGUUGCGGACGACCGAACAAACGCAGUCGGGUGAUUCGCGAGUCGGAGCAUCAAAAGCUGACGGCGAAGCCACGUCGGGACUUUCCAGGCACGCACUGGAAAGUGAGCCGGCGACGAGAAGUACUGACCAAAAGUCAGUUGUGAAGACGGUGCCGCCGCAUGCGGCGGAUAGUACCUCCUCCACGAGUCCACCUAUAGUUAGUCCUUCAACCGAAUCCGGCGUUCGCAUGCAUCGGAGUUUGGACAUGCGGGUCUUGUGUGGUCAAAAUGUAGAACAAUUGUGGCGCACGCGAGAACGUGCCGCUCUGCAUGAACGCGCACGAACCUUCCAUAGUAGGUCCGUCGGGUACGCAAAAGCUGCUGCCGCGAGUUUGCCGG